AUGGCUACUCCCACGGACCCCCUCAACUUCAUCCCCGCAGACAUAUUCUUCCCAACCGUCCCAAACUUCACCAAACCCUCUGAAGCUCUCAGCGUUGAAUCAACUACCUCAACAUCCCCCAGCGAUCCUCUCCGCUAUGCAGCUCACAUCACUCUAAAGGGUGAGCCAAACACUCACUGUCUAGUCCAGUUUGCAUCGCCGCAGAUCUGGAGAGUCAGAUAUAAUCCAAAGCACACUGCUGUGACGGACUAUGAUGAUUACAACUCGCGUACUAUCGUUAGAGAUACCUUCUCGAGUUUGGUUGAUGAUCUUCAGCAGGAGUAUAGAGACUCUGAGGCUUGGAACUCGCAUCCUGCUCAGGAGGGAUGGUUUUGGAAGACGACUUUUGAGCAGAAGUCUUCAGAUCACUGGGUCCUCACUACCGUUGAGUAUGAGACAAGUGAAUCCACUGGCGUCCCAAACACAGCUCUUCACUUCUUCGCCUCCCCAUUCCGCAUCGUCGCGACGAGAAAACUCAAGCCUCUCGACGCAGACCCGGCGUUUUUGAAGACCGUUGGUAUCGACACUGUAUCUGAGUACGAAGAGAUCAUCUGGCAGACUACAGAGGAGGCUUUCUCGUAUCAAGGUAAUCCAAGCAUCGGCGCUGUGAACAAUGUCGUUCUCAACAUCAAGAAGCCUGGACCAGCGGCGUAUCUUGGCUUUGGAGAGCAGGGCGGAAGGACUGUUAUCAAGAAGCCUACUUAUCUCAACUUCUUCUGUUAUGAUAACUUCAACUACUCGAAGGUUUAUGGCCUUGGGGCUCUGGAUACUCGAGAACCGCUGUAUCACUCUACACCUUUCUUUCUGGAGAUGAACGGUACUCCGGAUCGGAAGAAUGUCACAGGUGUCAUGGUCGAUAACUACUCCCAAGUUGCUAUCGACCUCGGCAAGAAUGAUUCGCAUACCAUCAGUAUUGCUACACGCUUCAACACCUUUGAUACAUGGAUCCUUACCGCUGAUGACGUGCCGAGGAUGAUUUGGCAAUACACUUCCAUUGUCGGACGACCUAAGCUUAAGCCUCGUUUCAUUCUUGGACAUCAUCAAGCAUGCUAUGGCUAUUCCAACGAAGACACAGUGAACAACGUCGUACAACGGUACAGGGACUCCGACAUCCCAUUAGACGGAAUGCAUCUUGACGAUAAAUACCGCACCUUCACCAGCAGUAACUAUGGCUUCCCCAGUGUGGGGUCUUUCUUGAACGGUUUGAAGGCAAAGGGCGUAAAGAGCUGCACCAACAUCACGCCCAUUCUCACCAUUCGUCCCUCCGAUCAAGGUCCCUACACAGCACUGGACAGCUUCUGGGAUGUGAACGAUAAGAAGAAUCCAGAGACUAAUCUUCUGGUGGCUGACAAGCGAUACAUGGAUGGUCUGCCUAACAAUCAACCUCUUUGCUGGCGUUAUGACGGUGGUCUGCAGAACCUGGACCCUAAUAAUGUUAACCAGCGUGAGAGGUUUGCAGACUACAUCGGUGCUCCUGACUAUAGGGAUGACUAUAACUUUUCUGAGAAUUAUAACAGUGGCUAUCCAUUUCACGGUGGUGUUAGCUAUGGCACUAACCUCGGAACUCCUGGAUUCUAUCCUGAUUUGAACAGAAAAGCUGCGAGGCAGAAGUGGGGGGAGCAGUAUCAGUAUCUCUUCGACAACGGUCUCGAAUUCGUCUGGCAAGACAUGACAACUCCCGCCGCCGCAAAAUGCUACGGCGACUCCCUUGGGU
This is a messenger RNA of Fusarium tjaetaba, 1753 nucleotides long. RefSeq names its product alpha-glucosidase 2. Gene Ontology annotation, molecular function: carbohydrate binding; alpha-glucosidase activity. NCBI's taxonomy places the organism in Eukaryota, Fungi, Ascomycota, Sordariomycetes, Hypocreales, Nectriaceae. The transcript has 12 exons. Gene Ontology annotation, biological process: carbohydrate metabolic process; N-glycan processing. Gene Ontology annotation, cellular component: glucosidase II complex. The annotation marks the transcript as partial. The record is from RefSeq and is a predicted model, not a curated record.